CCCGUGGUCAGGGUGCUCCUCAACCUUGUGGGAGCGGCAGCUCCAUUUGCACGGGGGCUUUGAGGGUGGAGGGGGAAAGAGACGUCACCCCCGGGGUCUCGGGGGGGCUACGGCGGGUGCCACCAUGUCCUUUGGCCAGCUGAAGUUCAAGGAGCUGGGUGAGGAGGAGCCCACCUGGGAGGAGGAGAGCCUGGCCAGCGUCAAGGCUCUGACGGCCAAGCUGAAGCUGCAGACACGGAGACCUUCCUACCUGGAGUGGGAAGCCCGGGUGCGGGGGCAGCCCUGGUGCAGCCGAACCCCCGGGGGGGCACAGGGGGCAGAGCAGGGUCCUGGGCACCCCGAGGACAAGUGGGAUGGUGGUAUCUGCGGCUUUGCCACCAUGGAGGCGGCUCUGGAGUGGCUCAGGACGGAGCUGCGGGAGAUGCAGGCUGUGGACCAGCGCCUGGCACAGCAGCUGAUGUGCCUGCGGGCGCAGCUGCACCGGCUGAAGGUGGAGCAGGCUUGUCACCAGCACAAGGAGAUGCUGGACGACGCUACCUUCGGCCUCGAGGGAUGUGAGGAAGACUCCGACCUGCUCUGCAACAUCCCGCCCAAGGCUGCCUUCCUGCUCUCCACCCCGCUCAAACACAUCGGCGUCACCCGCAUGAAUAUCAAUUCCCGACGGUUUUCCCUCUGCUGAGCGAGGUGGGACCUCUCAGCUCCAAGCCUGGUUGGGACCAUGGAUCCUUCCUGAAGUUCCUCUGGGACUGCUGAGCUGCUGCUGGGGCUGAGCUCCCUCAGAACGGGUGGUGCUGAGCCGUGGUCCAAGGCCGUGCCACAGUGCCAUGGGAAAUGCCACUGUCCCCACGGGGCACAGGUUGUUUUGGGGCACCCAGUGCCCUGUCCCUAAGGAUGGCAGGGUCAACCACAGUGGCAGAUGUGUGGGGCUGCCCUUUGAUGUGGAAUAAACGGAGGUGAA
Apus apus (common swift) is the source of this 958-nucleotide messenger RNA. It is a transcript of the gene FAM167B, whose product is annotated as family with sequence similarity 167 member B. The record is from RefSeq and is a predicted model, not a curated record. Bases 125 to 679 code for a protein of 184 amino acids. Lineage: Eukaryota; Metazoa; Chordata; Aves; Apodiformes; Apodidae. The transcript is spliced from 2 exons.